This is a messenger RNA of Cooperia oncophora, 258 nucleotides long. The record is from the annotation of a GenBank genome assembly. Lineage: Eukaryota; Metazoa; Nematoda; Chromadorea; Rhabditida; Trichostrongylidae.
AUGUCUAAAUCGGUGUCCAUCCCGAUAGCUCUGAGUGAGCUGAGAUGUUCUCUUAAACGACUAAGUACUCGUCGAGAACAACGAGACACCACUUUGAACGGAUUUGUAAUAUCAGUCGCCAAUUUACCAGAUGGUGUUCGGCUUUACGGAACGCCAGCCGAGCGAGCAGGUCUUACUGUUGGGGACGAGAUCAUCGCCGUCAAUGGCACGGAAAUCGAAGGGAAGUCGCACGAAGAAGUUGUUUCAUACAUCCAGGAG